AUGGCAAAUAGGGUGUUUAGCACAUGUGCUUUACUAGUGUUGACAAUAGUUUGUUCGGUUCGUCCUGGUGAAGGAUUAAAGUGCGUUUGCAACAGUAGUGAGUGUGAAGUGAUUAAGCCGAAGCAAUGUCCUGGCCGCGGACUUAUUGUUUUGGAUCCUUGCGAGUGUUGUUGGGUUUGCGCGAGGACUUUGGGUGAGCCCUGUGGGGGUCCUGGUGGUUUUUCGGGCCGAUGUGAGCCCCCAUAUCAUUGUUUAGAGAGCCCCACAAGGAACGUUGGAGUUUGUCAACGGUUACCUAGUGAGGUUCGCAAUUCGAACAAAAAUUGCUCUCAUAUGCAAUUGAUCCAAGGCGGCUGUGGAAUUGUUGAAAGAAAGUGUGUGUGUGAAUUUAGACCUUCUCUAUUGUGUACAGAUGACCCUACGAGAUGGUACUACAGGGACAACAAGGAGUGCCAGUAUAAUCUACAGGCAAUAAUUCAACAGGAGCUGGAAGCAGAAAAUCAGGAGACUAUAUCAGAUGCAACAACGAUUGCAGAAUCAGCGGAGGAAAUGCAAGGGGACGAUCCAUGUGCCGGCGGUGUGUGUCCCUCUAAUGAGUCCAUGCACACGUGCCCGCCUGACAGUUACCAGGUACUCUUUUAAUUAAUUCUACAUGAAAU
Ctenocephalides felis (cat flea) is the source of this 659-nucleotide messenger RNA. Its product is annotated as cysteine-rich motor neuron 1 protein-like. The record is from RefSeq and is a predicted model, not a curated record. The coding region runs from base 1 to 642 and encodes 213 amino acids. Gene Ontology annotation, molecular function: insulin-like growth factor binding. NCBI's taxonomy places the organism in Eukaryota, Metazoa, Arthropoda, Insecta, Siphonaptera, Pulicidae. Gene Ontology annotation, cellular component: extracellular region. The transcript has 5 exons. Gene Ontology annotation, biological process: regulation of cell growth; regulation of signal transduction.